Lasiodiplodia theobromae is the source of this 1701-nucleotide messenger RNA. RefSeq names its product NADPh oxidase. Gene Ontology annotation, molecular function: superoxide-generating NAD(P)H oxidase activity. The record is from RefSeq and is a predicted model, not a curated record. Gene Ontology annotation, biological process: defense response; superoxide anion generation. Bases 1 to 1701 code for a protein of 566 amino acids. Gene Ontology annotation, cellular component: plasma membrane; NADPH oxidase complex. The transcript has 3 exons. NCBI's taxonomy places the organism in Eukaryota, Fungi, Ascomycota, Dothideomycetes, Botryosphaeriales, Botryosphaeriaceae.
AUGUCCUACGCAUCUAGCCUUACCGGUAAGGAGCGGUCAAGAUGGCCGCCCUUGACCCGCAUGCUGCUUUCGGGCGAAAUGAGCGACACGCCCAUUCGCCAAGAGACGUUGCGCGAACGCUUUGACCGCUGGAUGGUGAACGAGGGAUGGCGGAGGCUCUUCGUCUUCACCUUCAUGCUGGCCCACGCCAUGAUCUUCAGCUUCGGCGUCGUCCAUUAUGGCCUUAAGGACAACUUGACCCAGUCGCGAGAGCAGUUUGGAAACACUUUCGUUAUUGCGCGUGCCGCUGCACUGGUCCUCCACUUCGAUGUCGCCCUCAUCCUCCUCCCGGUUUGCAGGAACCUGAUUUCGCUGCUGCGUAGGACCUCUCUCAACGGCGUCAUCCAAUUCGACAAGAACAUCACCUUUCACAUCCUUGUCGCCUGGUCCAUCGUGUUCUUCUCUUGGGUCCACACCAUUGCUCAUUGGGUCAAUCUGGGCCGUUUUUCGGCCGCAAACAACUUGGGUUUCGUGGGCUUCCUUCUGGCAAACCUGAUCACCGGCCCCGGAUGGACUGGCUAUGUCAUGCUCAUUGCAUUGAUGGCCAUGGUCUUCACGUCAGUCGAAAAGCCGCGCCGCGCAAACUACGAGCGCUUCUGGUAUACCCACCACUUCUUCAUCAUCUUUUUCGUCAUGUGGUCUAUCCACGGAGCCUUCUGUAUGAUUCGCCCGGACUUUGCACCUUAUUGCAGCACUGUUGGCGUGUUCUGGCAGUACUGGAUGUACAGCGGCUUCCUUUACCUUGCUGAGAGGACUGCGCGUGAAGUGCGUGGAAAGCAUAAGACAUACGUUUCCAAGGUCAUCCAGCACCCUAGCAAUGUCUGCGAGAUCCAGAUCAAGAAGGAGAACACCAAGACUCAGGCUGGACAGUACAUUUUCUUGUGUUGCCCCGAGGUCUCAGUCUGGCAGUACCACCCUUUCACGCUUACAAGUGCGCCUGAGGAAGACUACAUUUCCAUUCACGUCCGUUGUGUUGGAAACUUCACGAGAGCUUUGGCAAAGGCACUGGGCUGCGACUUUGACAAGAAGGAAGUGAAGGAGAAGGACACUGCUGUCGUCAGCGGUUCGGCAGAUGAAAACAGCGUCGAUCCCAGUUUGCGCCGGAUCCUUCCCCGAGUCUACAUCGAUGGUCCUUUUGGAAGUGCUUCGGAGGAUGUCUUCAAGUUCGAGAUUGCCGUUCUGGUUGGAGCUGGUAUUGGUGUUACGCCGUUCGCCUCUAUUCUGAAGAGUAUCUGGUACCGGAUGAACUACCCACAGGGGAAGACGAGGUUGAGGAAGGUUUACUUCUUCUGGGUCUGCAGAGAUUUUGGUUCCCUGGAAUGGUUCAGGUCCCUACUUGCGGCUAUCGAAGCCCAGGAUCUGGAGGACCACAUUGAGAUCCACACAUACCUCACCGCCAAGGUCAAGGUCGACGACGCAGCGAACAUCAUGAUCAACGACGCCAACGCCGAGCAAGACGCCAUCACCGGUCUGCGCGCGCCCACUAAUUUCGGCCGCCCCAACUGGGACAUGAUUUUCAAGUCGAUUCGCAAGAUCCACAGCCCGGCCGAAGCUGGUGUCUUCUUCUGCGGACCCAAGGGUCUGGGCAGUCAGUUGCACAUCAAGUGCAACAUGUAUACAGACAAGGAUUUCCAUUUCGUCUGGGGCAAGGAGAACUUCUAA